Molecule: messenger RNA, 1148 nt
Organism: Tachyglossus aculeatus (Australian echidna)
Lineage: Eukaryota; Metazoa; Chordata; Mammalia; Monotremata; Tachyglossidae
Gene: HMGN5
Product: high mobility group nucleosome binding domain 5
Exons: 6
Coding region: 127-453 (108 amino acids)
Biological process (GO): chromatin organization
Cellular component (GO): nucleus; chromatin
Molecular function (GO): nucleosomal DNA binding
Source: RefSeq, a predicted model, not a curated record
GGCGAUCAAUUCUUUGCACGCUCUCGCCCAACGGGCAGCGCUCGGAGCCGCUCUUUUCUUUUUCUUUCGGUCCAUCUUUUUGUCGUCUGAAAUCGGGGGAAGCGGCCGCUGUUGCAAGGCGCCAGGAUGCCCAAGAGAAAGGCUGCAGCGGAAGGGGCGGUGAAGGAGGAGCCCAAGAGGAGGUCCGCCAGGUUAUCGGCUAAACCCGCUCCUCCCCCCAAACCGGAGCCCAAGUCCAAAAAGGCCGCAGCGCCCAAGCAGAAGGAGAAGACGGGCAACAACAAGGAAGAGAAGAAGGCCCCCACCGCCCGAGGGAAGAAAGGAGCCAGGGCCAAGGAGGAUGCCAAGCGGGACGAUGCCAAGGAGGAGAACCACUCUGAGAAUGGAGACGCCAAAACUAACGAGGUCCCGGCUCCCGACGCGUCCGCCGAGAAAGCCGCGAAGGCCGAGUGACCCCCGCGCCCUCCUCCGCUCCGGCCCCGGGCCCACACGGCCGGGCCGUCUUGUCCACAGAGAGGAAUAUUUUUAUCAACUAUUUUAUAAACGGCGGUUUUUUUAGCAUGAAUCGGACGAUGGCACAUCUCGGGGACGGUGCGGGGGGGCCCGAGCGAACCCCGAAGACCCCCAGCCCCCGUCCCCUGUCGAUUUCGUGGUCGUCCCCGGAAGAGUAGAUGGUCAGAGCUCUCGGCCUCCCGUCCGCGCGUCCCCCUCGUGUGCAUCCCCGCUCCCCUCCGAUUCGGCCCCCCUCUCGCCUCUGUCCUGCCGUGUCCUUAAGUCAGGGAGGUCUCGACCGUCAAACACGUGUUUCACACGUCAAACAUUCCAGGGGCUGGGCAGGUGCUUUUAUAAUAAUAAUAAUAAUAAUAAUACUAAUACUGACGAUGGUAUUCAUUGAGCGCUUACUAUGUGCCAGGCACUGUACUGAGCGCUGGGGUGGAUACCGUCACUCGGCCCUUAUCCCCCGGGUGAUUCUAUUUUGCCAGUUGGGGCGGGGUGGGGGGGGCGGGAGAGGCUAGAAAUCAAAAUUGUAAUCCUGUUUUUAAAGGAAAGACAGAUGUUUAUCUCCCAAGGGCAGGUCGGUUUUUGUGGUCCUCCACGGGUAGGAAUUUUGCCGGAUUUCUCGUAAUAAAAAAGACCCCUCAAAAGUC